Molecule: messenger RNA, 602 nt
Organism: Phragmites australis (common reed)
Lineage: Eukaryota; Viridiplantae; Streptophyta; Magnoliopsida; Poales; Poaceae
Product: transcription factor ILI3-like
Exons: 3
Coding region: 74-340 (88 amino acids)
Biological process (GO): regulation of growth; regulation of DNA-templated transcription
Molecular function (GO): protein dimerization activity
Source: RefSeq, a predicted model, not a curated record
UCACUCACUCUUCGGUGUACCAGCUAGGACGUCGCCGGCCAAGGGCAUCAACGACGACUGGCAAGCACCGGAGAUGUCGGGGUCCCGAGCCGGCCGGAUCACCGACGACGAGAUCAACGAGCUCAUCUCUAAGCUCCAGUCCCUCCUCCCGGAGUCAUCCCGCCGCCGAGUCGCCGGUCAGGCAUCGGCGUCGAAGCUGCUGCAGGAGAUGUGCAAGCACAUCAGGAGCCUGCACCGGGACGUCGACGAUCUCAGCAACCGGCUGUCGGAGCUCAUGGCGACCAUGGACAGCAACAGCCCCCAGGCCGACAUCAUCCGAAGCCUCUUCCGCUCGCCCUAGCUAGAACUGGCCCUCAAUCGGAAGAAAUGGAGAUCGAGAAGCCUCUUGCAUGCAUUCAGGCACAGUGUCUGAAUGGAAGGCAAUAAUAAUGUCGUCCCUUGUUGCUUUCGGGUUUUUUUUUUUUUUUUUGAAACGAUUGUUGCUUUCGUUUAUUACCUCUCUGAUCUAUUCCGUGCAUGUCGUCGCUCGUACGUGUUGGUUUGUAGUUCAUUAAGGUUGAAGAAGCCCCUGUGUAAUAUUGCUAGUCCAAUAAUCCGUGUUC